This is a messenger RNA of Theobroma umbraticum, 1317 nucleotides long. The record is from RefSeq and is a predicted model, not a curated record. Lineage: Eukaryota; Viridiplantae; Streptophyta; Magnoliopsida; Malvales; Malvaceae.
AUGGAGAGAACCCGUGUUCUUUUCCCAUGUUCUAAUGAUGAAGAAGUGGAUUGUGAUGAGGAGUUCCUCAGACCACAGCCGUCGUCGUCAUCUUCACCUCCCUCAGGGCAGCGAAAUCUUCAUCAGCUUCCACCCUGUUUACCUUCCACUCCCCACUGUUACGAAUUUUUUCCAUGCAAACCUAACCUUAGAAGACGUCUGUCUCCCCGGUGCUUUUAUGGUGAAGAAGAGCAUCAAGAACUACUCAACCUUUCUCUUUCAUUAGGGCCGCCACAGACAUCAUCAUCGUCUAGCGUACCUUGUACUCAUCAAAAACUCUCUCUUAUGAACAGCCCUAACCCUAAAAAACGUCUGUUUUCCCAGAGCUUUGAUGGUGAAGAAGAACAUGAAGAAGUAAUCGACUUUUCUCUUUCAAUAGGGCGAGGGCCAUCAUCAUCGUCUGGCUUACCUUCUACUUAUAAAAAACGUCUGCUUUCCCGGAGCUUUGAUGGUGAAGAAGACCAUGAAGAACUAGUCGACCUUUCUCUUUCACUAGGGCGAGGGCCAUCAUCAUCGUCUGGCUUACCUUCUACUUAUCAAAAACGUCUGUUUUCCCUGAGCUUUGAUGGUGAAGAAGACCAUGAAAAACUACUCAACCUUUCUAUUUCAUUAGGGCCCGGGCCAUCAUCAAGACCAGAGUCAUCAUCAUCGUUUGGCUUACCUUCUACUCAUCACGAACGUCCUUUUAUGGACAUUAACCGUAACCCAGUCCGUGAAGAAGCGAGUACUGGCGCCGAACAUCGUCGACCUCGUCCCCGUUCUAGAAAAAACCCGUUUCAGAAUCCCAAAGCAGGGAAAAAUGAAACCAUAGAUGCACCAUAUCCAUGGGCUACCACUCGACGUGCCACGGUGCAUGAUCUUAAUUAUCUCCUGUCUCAUGGCAUUAGCAUGAUCAGCGGUGAUGUCGAAUGCAAAUCAUGCCAAGAAACUCACAAGAUCCAAUACAACUUGAGAGGAAAGUUCAAGGAGAUUAAAGACUUUAUAUCAGCCGAAAAGUUUGCGAUGCAUGAUCGAGCACCCUCUGCUUGGAUGGAUCCGACGCUCGAUAGUUGCAAGACCUGUGGGAGCGCUCUGAAGCCAGUUAUUCCCAAGAAAAGGGCAAUCAACUGGCUGUUUCUGCUGCUGGGAAAUAUGCUAGGGUGCUGCAAGCUCUCGGACCUGAAAUACUUCUGCAAGCAUACCAAGAAUCAUAGGACGGGAGCCAAGGAUCGAGUUCUUUAUCUUACUUACCUAGGAUUAUGCAAACAACUAGAUCCCCAUGGACCUUUCGAUGUUUAA